Messenger RNA from Drosophila simulans, 570 nucleotides. RefSeq lists its product as uncharacterized. The record is from RefSeq and is a predicted model, not a curated record. The transcript has a single exon. NCBI's taxonomy places the organism in Eukaryota, Metazoa, Arthropoda, Insecta, Diptera, Drosophilidae. Bases 124 to 372 code for a protein of 82 amino acids.
ACUAAACGUAUUUUAGCACUGUAUAUUGUGUUUUUAUUGCAACACCUGACAACUGUAACUGUUGUUGUGUGACUUAAGGUAUAUAUAUAAACAGCCAGCUGCCUUAAUCAGAAUGCGGUCAUAAUGCAAAUUCGUUGGACGGCAGUUCGGUUUCUCCUGCUUCUAAUGGUGGCAGCCAUACGGGCCAACCUGGACGGAUUCGGAAGUUGCGGGCCCUACGAGUGCCGUCUGAGCAAUCCGAUCUGCCGGUGCGAGUCCUUCUGCCAGGAGUUCAGUCAGCGGUGCUGGAAAAACCCAUCCGGAUGCCAUUGUGCAAGGGGAUAUGCCCGCGACGAACGAGGACACUGUGUGCCCCUCAUUUUGUGCCCCUAAUUAACCAUCAAAUGUCACUACUAAUCAAAUAUCAACUUAAAAUUUAUAUGUAAACUAACAAACAAUUGCAUAGAAAUAAUCAGCAUGCAAAAUAAAUACAGCAGACACAUUUUUAACGAGGAAAAAAUGGUACUAAAAUUGAUCGGGCGUAUAAUUAAAUUUCAACUAAGCAAUUACACAGUUGGCAAUGUUUUUCGU